GAAAUGAAAUUUUUCCUUAUUCAACGUGUCACUAAAUUAUGAUUUUUACCUUUGAGAUUUUAAAAAUUUAUAAAAUUUUAUUUUUUCAUGAAAUACGGAGAAAUUAUUAAGGUAUACCUACUCAUUUUUUUUGCGAAUUUUUUGACGUAGAUCGUCAUUUUUUCAAAAAAGUAAUUACAUUUGACAGCAAACACCUUGUCGAACGAUUUUUAAUUUUCAACUCCAUAAUGAACCAGCAACUUGAUGAUGUAUGGUUAGCACAAUGCUUGCGAAAUAAAUUCUAUCUAUUUAAUGAUCAACGAUGUUGCGUACUUCUGGUGUGAAAUUGUGAAUUAUCAAAAAGACAAAUUUUUGUUACACAUUUUGAAGUAGUUCGCGAAGGUGAAAUAAUUUUUCGUAUCCCUUGUUGCACCAUGGAAUCCAAAUGCGCUUCGUUCUUAGUCUUAAUUAUUUGUAUGUCAGUGUGGGAACUCUCAGACUGCGUAGAAUUGAGUGCAGUUCCAGCCGUACUUCUUAAACCGUUCAUGCUAUUCAACAGGACAGUAGUUGGGACUUUUUUCGAUCGACCUGAUUACGUGUGCAGAAUGACACAACAAGGCAAAGACAAACUCUGUCAAGCUGUUUUCAAUCAAAAAGACUUCGUACAAAAAUACAAUGUCCGUUACGGUGAUACUUUAGAUAAAAAUGGUUUCGAUUACAUAUGUCAAUCUAAAACAUUUAACUGUUUUCUGAAUACUAUUUUCAAAUUGGGCAUGGCUCAAAACAUGCUACUUUGUCCUCUAGUGAAUAUUGCUAAUGGAAAUCAAGUUGAUAAACGAUAUUACUUGAGUACCAGUUACACUUCUGACAAAGUGAUUAUAUUCGAAGCCGGGGAUGAUGGUAGAGUUUUUGCUGUGGUUGGAGUUUACGUUAUGGAUUUAGAAAAAUUACACCAAGAAAACAAAGAACCUGUUUCGACCAACUAAUUUUACGUAUCUUUGCUCUUGUUUAUUUAAAAUUAUGUUUAAAAAAUUCAAAAUGCAUAGUUUUAAUAUGGA
Planococcus citri (citrus mealybug) is the source of this 1037-nucleotide messenger RNA. RefSeq lists its product as uncharacterized. The transcript is spliced from 2 exons. The coding region runs from base 414 to 965 and encodes 183 amino acids. The record is from RefSeq and is a predicted model, not a curated record. Lineage: Eukaryota; Metazoa; Arthropoda; Insecta; Hemiptera; Pseudococcidae.